AGCAGCAAGGACAGCCCCAGAGCGUCGCAGGGAAGUGAAUCGGACAGAACCUCGGACGAACCCGCGACUGGAGCGGGCAGUCAAAACAUAAAUGUAAUGCGACAUGUAAGCUAUUGCUGCAUAAUUCUUUUCUCCAAAACAGCAAACAGCUGCAGGCAACUCUGCUAAACGGAUGUAUUAAAUAGGGCGAGCUCCAUCAACGCGUCAGGAGGGGAAAAGAAUGGGGGGAUUUAACCAAAUGAACAGCAGAUCUUAAAAACGACGAAUCAGCCUUCAAACAGCUCUCAUGAUAAUAACGUACGCCAGCAGCGACUGUGGUCGAUGACUCCGCACAUUCCGCCGCAGUGCAUGUUAAUUUAGUCGCAUUACAGGGGAGAGUCAUCUUUCCAUGUAGCCCAGUAGGACGGUGGUCAGCCGAGCAUCGGGUGAAUCCAGCACUUCGAGCCCACUCACAGUGGAGAGAGGCGCGAGCCGGGUCCACGGUGCGUUUUACCCGUCAGCACAAUGCGUCUAUUUCUGCUGGCGGUUUUCUUCUCGUGCUCCUGCGCUCGAGGAGGCUGCGAGCCAAAGAUGGUGAACAUCGGUGCAGUCCUGAGCCAGAAGCGGUACGAGCAGGUGUUCAAGGACGCCGUCGCACAAGCCAACCAGAUGUAUGGAAGAGACAAAUUUAAGUUAAACGCCAUCUCUGUCACCCACAAACCCAACGCUAUCCAGAUGGCACUUUCCGUGUGUGAGGACCUCAUCUCGAGCCAGGUAUACGCCAUCCUGGUGAGCCAUCCACCCCAGUCCAACGACCACCUCACCCCCACUCCUGUGUCCUACACCGCUGGAUUCUACCGGAUCCCUGUGGUGGGGCUAACCACACGCAUGUCCAUCUACUCCGACAAGAGCAUCCACCUGUCCUUCCUGCGCACAGUGCCGCCGUACUCCCACCAGGCGCACGUGUGGUUCGACAUGAUGCGCGAGUUCCGCUGGAACCACAUCAUCCUCAUCGUCAGCGACGACCACGAGGGCCGGGCCGCCCAGAAGAGGCUGGAGACCCUGCUGGAAGAGAGGGAGACCAAGAAUAAAAAAAGGAACUAUGAAAACCUCGACCAACUGUCCUAUGACAACAAGCGAGGACCCAAGGCAGAGAAAGUUCUGCAGUUCAGCCAAGACACAAACCUUACCGCCCUGCUUCUGGAGGCUAAGGAGCUGGAGGCGCGGGUCAUCAUCCUGUCCGCCAGUGAAGAGGACGCGGCGGCGGUCUACAAGGCUGCUCGCUACCUGAACAUGACGGGCUCCGGUUACGUCUGGCUGGUGGGAGAGAGGGAGAUGUCGGGUAAAGCUCUCAGUGAGGCUCCAGACGGUCUCAUUGGCCUACAGCUCAUCAACGGGAAGAACGAGUCGGCCCACAUCAACGACGCCGUGGCCGUGGUGGCACAGUCCAUCCAGGAGCUCCUGGAGAAGGAGAACAUCACCGAGCCGCCCCGGGGCUGCGUGGGCAACACCAACAUCUGGAAGACCGGGCCUCUGUUCAAGCGAGUGCUUAUGUCAUCGAAGUACCCAGAAGGCCUAACGGGACGUGUGGAGUUCAACGACGACGGAGACAGGAAGUUUGCGCACUACAGCAUUCUCAACUACCAGAAAAGCCGACUGAUUCAAGUGGGCAUAUACAAUGGCACGCAAGUUGUGCUGAACAAUCAGAGGAAGAUCAUUUGGCCCGGAGGAGAGACUGAAAAACCAAGAGGAUUCCAGAUGUCAACAAGACUGAAGAUAGUGACCAUUCAUCAGGAACCCUUUGUGUAUGUAAAACCUACCAUGCAGGACGGCACCUGCAUGGAAGAGAUGACGCUUAAUGGAGUCUUAAUUAAAAAGGUGAUCUGCACUGGCCCCAAUGAGACCGUCCCAGGUAACAACACAGGACGCCCAAUUGUCCCGCAAUGCUGUUAUGGCUUCUGCAUCGACCUUCUAAUUAAGCUGGCGAUGACCAUGAACUUCACCUACGAGGUGCACCUAGUCGGCGACGGGAAGUUCGGUACGCAGGAGCGGGUAAAUAACAGCAAUAAGAAGGAGUGGAAUGGCAUGAUGGGAGAGCUGCUGGGCGGCCUGGCGGAUAUGAUCGUUGCCCCGCUCACCAUUAACAACGAGCGGGCACAGUACAUCGAGUUCUCCAAGCCCUUUAAAUAUCAGGGGCUCACCAUCCUCGUCAAAAAGGAAAUCCCGCGCAGCACGCUGGACUCGUUCAUGCAGCCGUUUCAGAGCACGCUGUGGCUGUUGGUGGGUCUGUCGGUGCACGUGGUGGCUGUGAUGCUGUACCUACUAGACCGAUUCAGCCCAUUUGGGAGGUUCAAAGUAAACAGUGAAGAAGAAGAAGAAGACGCCCUCACCCUUUCCUCUGCCAUGUGGUUCUCCUGGGGAGUGCUGUUGAACUCUGGGAUUGGAGAAGGCGCACCGCGCAGCUUCUCAGCGAGGAUCCUGGGAAUGGUGUGGGCAGGGUUUGCCAUGAUCAUAGUGGCCUCCUACACUGCCAACCUGGCAGCUUUCCUAGUGCUGGACCGGCCUGAGGAACGCAUCACUGGCAUCAAUGACCCUCGGCUACGCAACCCGUCCGACAAAUUCAUCUACGCCACGGUGAAGCAGAGCUCUGUGGACAUCUACUUCCGGCGGCAGGUGGAGCUGAGCACCAUGUACCGCCACAUGGAGAAACACAACUACGAGAGCGCCGCUGAGGCCAUCCAGGCCGUGCGCGACAACAAGCUGCAUGCUUUCAUCUGGGACUCUGCGGUGCUGGAGUUUGAAGCUUCGCAGAAGUGCGACCUGGUGACCACGGGAGAGCUGUUUUUCCGUUCGGGGUUUGGCAUAGGCAUGCGCAAGGACAGCCCGUGGAAACAGAACGUGUCCCUGGCCAUUCUCAGUUCCCAUGAGAAUGGCUUCAUGGAGGACCUGGACAAAACCUGGGUGAGAUACCAGGAGUGUGACUCCAGGAGCAAUGCCCCGGCCACACUCACCUUUGAGAACAUGGCAGGUGUGUUUAUGCUGGUCGCCGGAGGCAUUGCGGCAGGAAUCUUCCUCAUCUUCAUCGAGAUUGCCUACAAACGGCACAAAGACGCCCGCAGGAAGCAGAUGCAGCUGGCCUUUGCGGCCGUCAAUGUCUGGAGGAAGAAUCUGCAGCCUUCUUCCUCUCUAGAGAAACAGGAUGAUAGGAAAGGUGGUAGAGCAGAUCCUGACCCCAAAAAGAAAACCUCUUUUAGGUCCAUCAGUACCUCCCUGGCCUCCAGCAUCAAGAGACGUAGGUCCUCCAAAGACACGCAGUAUCCACCAACUGACAUCACGGGCCAGCUGAACCUGUCUGAUCCGUCCGUCAGUACGGUGGUGUGAAAGCCAGAGACAGAGAGAGAGAGAAGGAGCUGUUCGGACCAGAGAGAGAGAACGAAAGAGAGAGAGAGAGAGAGAGAGAGCGAGAGAGAGAGACAAAGGGGGGCGAGGAACAGAGGGGGCUGGAAGACGCUCCAGUUUGACGCUGAACCAGGGUCAUGGAUCCACGUCUCCUGAACCCCCCCCCCCCAAUCCAUCAGGGACGACACGUGGGACACUUCACAAAAUGCUAAGAAAAUGGAACCUCAACGAAGCGGUGCCGAUGUCACGGGACCUCAGGCAACAUUCCGUCCACAACCCAAAUAGACGUCCAAUCAGAAGUCGAACUUCAGAGAACAUUGUGCCAACACCCUGGACUCAACGUCAAAUCAGAACCCAGCUGCACAGAUGCAAUGCACCAUCCUGUUCCUCCGUCCCCUUCCUGUUGAUGCUUGAUAGCACAAUGUGAGAUAUGGUAGUGAGAGAAAUAUGAUUUAUCAAAUAUCACUUUUUCCUAAAUGUUUUUAGGAGUAUUUGCAAGUACAAGAAACAAAAAAAAAGAGUUGGAUGGAUUCUUAGUUGGAAGGAAUUAUGCAUAUGAUGCAACAUUAUUUCUUAAGUAUUUUUAGGCAACCUGUAAUUAUUAUUAGCGGUAUAUAGCGGUUAUUUUUAAGAUUAAUAACUGUCAUUUAGAAAGGUCACCACACUGAAAUAAGUUAGAUAUGUCAUUUGUUAAAUUAGGGCAAGCUUUUAGUGUUGAGUGUGUGAGUAUAUGGUACGAGUAUGUCUUCAAUUUAACCACUGCGGUAAAAGUUGUAGCAUGCACAAACGUAACUACACUGGUGCGAAUCGAAGUUUAGUGCAUUCAUUCUUUGUUCAAGCUGUCGUUUUCACACUUGAAUUGCAGUUAGCUCGAUGCUCAUGGAACUCUACAAUACUUCUAUUUCCUCUUUAUUCGCUGUACUUUCCUUCCUGUUCGUCCAGUGCAGUCAUAGGAUCUCUGCUACAGGAUUGUCUCUCUUAGUGGAUUGUAUGUUAGUUAUUUAGAUUGGGAAUGUUUUUAAGUAUUUAAUCCGCAUGCACGGUCAUCUUUUCAAGGAGCUUCCCCCCCUGCAGAACCAGGGUAAUUCUCUCUCCAAAAGGGGGGGGAACUCAAGAAAAGGAACCAGUACUGUAGUUUUGGCUACUUUAUUGUGUUUCUUGGUGUAUGCCCUCUUUGAGAAUUGAUAUUUUGUUGGACAUGCUCAGCAUGGCCUUCAAGAAACUGGGCAUGUUACUUCAACAGACUCCAGAUAGUUCUUUGCGAUGGGAGAGUGAGGUUUCGUGAAACCCAUGGGUAAGGCUACUGUGUGCUGUCAAUCACUGAUCCAUCUCAGCCAUCUCAGCCAAUCAACUGCUCCCCAUCAACGCUAUGAACCACUCCUUUAAUCAUCAGGUCAUUGACAGCACUCAAUAGCCCCACCCCCUCAGGUGUUCACAAAGCCCCGCCCUCUUAUCACAAGGUCGCCUCGUUCAGUGGACUGCGUGUUUGUACUUAGUGUCCGGUACGACUUACAAUAUUGUGAUUUUGUAAUAGAGUCUGUUUAGUUUUAAAAUUCUGGUGCACCUCAGCGGUCUUGGCCAGUCCUCUCUCUCUGUCCAGUCAUAUUCGGUCUUUCUCAACUCCAGUUCCCACGGUGCAUCAAAGGGCCAGGUUUUUCAUCCAACCAGCACUUGAUUCUUUCAUGUAAAAAAAAAAGUUACCAUUUUUCAAAAAGCACGCACAUUGCAAAAGAACACCUUUUCUCAGGUGUUUCUCUUUUUUUUUUUUCUUUUUUUUUUUUACAUGAAAUGAACACAGGUGAUUUUCCAACUUAGUUGAUACAGAACUCCUUUUGAAGUAUCAACUUGGUUAGUUGCAAAAACAGGCCAUUUCCCAAGUUCUGGAGCUGAGAAAACUCCCUACUGCUGCAUGUUAAAAAAAAAAAAAAAAAGUAGAAAAGAAAAAAGACUACCUGAUGCACAUCGUCCACGACAGAGGACGAUUACACCUUAGAGUAGACACACUGAGCAGCACUUUAACGUCAGAACUUUGCUAUGUGACUCUUAGUGUAUGUGAAAUAAUGAAUGUGAAAAUGUGUGACUAAACAGGUCUUCCUGAACCUGAAUGCAUUUCAGUUUUUUUGUUUUUUAUUUUGCUUUAUAAAAUAUCUAUAAAGCACUAGCUCUAUAAACUGUUUUAUAAAGUGGUUAGAUCUUGUUAAUUUGUCAAAAAAAAUGUGUGCAGUGAGAUAUAUGUGUGUGUGUGUGUGUCACUGCACUGGAGUUUGGUUUUGGUUGUCACUCAUUUGUGUUUCUUUAUUGAACUCCAACCUUCAGAUGCAGAAAUCUGCUUUAGUAACAUUAAAAAAUAUUCACAAUAUGGUAUCUACUUCAGACCUGAGUAAUUGGUUAUUUUCUGUUCCUACUUAAUAAUAUGCAUGUGUAUUGAUUUUCACUUGUAUCAUAAUGGAUUGCUUGACUUACACUGAUUUAUUAUGCAUAAUACAUAUUGUGCACAUAUUGAGGAAAUGUUUUAAAUGCAGUGUAAAUAUAAACUGAUUGGUGUUAACGGGUUUAAGGAUAUAUUGAGAUAUUUACACUGACUUGCAAAAAAGAAGAUUGUUUUUGGCAACUUUUUUGGGGGGAGGGGAACACAUGCUCAUUAAUUUGUGUAUUUAUUCAUUUCUUAUUCAUUGUUAACUAUUUAAGAGCCAUGUACAUUUCAUUCAGAUAUGAGAAUGCAAGUCUUUCCCAUGAAAAAAAUAUUGUAUAUAAAUGCAAGUGUAAAUAAAAUUAAUUUAUAUGUGCCAAUAAAACUGGCAUUUGCCAAUGCAUCA
Conger conger (European conger) is the source of this 6194-nucleotide messenger RNA. Its product is annotated as glutamate receptor ionotropic, NMDA 1. Gene Ontology annotation, cellular component: neuron projection; NMDA selective glutamate receptor complex; synapse. The record is from RefSeq and is a predicted model, not a curated record. Lineage: Eukaryota; Metazoa; Chordata; Actinopteri; Anguilliformes; Congridae. Gene Ontology annotation, molecular function: NMDA glutamate receptor activity. The transcript is spliced from 22 exons. Gene Ontology annotation, biological process: regulation of membrane potential; monoatomic ion transport; ionotropic glutamate receptor signaling pathway. The coding region runs from base 505 to 3360 and encodes 951 amino acids.